Molecule: messenger RNA, 2511 nt
Organism: Amoebophrya sp. A120
Lineage: Eukaryota; Dinophyceae; Syndiniales; Amoebophryaceae
Source: the annotation of a GenBank genome assembly
AGGAAAAUUUAUAUCAAGUACAGCUACUUGUGCUGGUGCACACGGUUACUGUUUUUUUUUGCGUUUGGCUUUGGAGGAACUCACUACAAAAAUAGCUUCUGAGGUUGACCCUCACUCUUCCGAAUUUACUCACAUUAACUCCCUCAGCCACUACCUGUGGUUCGAAAAGAACUUCUCAGCCUCGAAUUUUUAAAAUCACCCCGACUCGUCGGAAGUAGAAGAUCAGAGUCCAAAUCAUGUAUGGAUUGCAAAAAUGUCUGGGUCUGGAAACUUGUAAUGCUAAAAGUGAAUGGUAGACGCACUGCAAUACGCACCUUUGCAUGACAAAUUUUUUGGCUGCCAUGUCUUACGUAUUCCGCAUGGCAAACUGCGUUUUUGCAUGACAGGCAAGAGGGCCUUUUCGCGCCUAUGCAACACAGAUUCUCGAGCCAUGCCAGACAAGCAUGACAAACUUGCAUUCUUUCAGACCCAGACAUUUUCACAAUCCAUAUCAUGCCGAAAAAGACUACCACCUUGUUCGCCGGCGCACAGGUUGCGGUCGCGGCGAAGCAGGGUGGUGAAAAUGUCGAGGACCAGAAGAUGGCGGAGAAGUCGAUCGCGAAGGGGGGGGGGUGCGGUUGGCAUCGUCCAUUCCCCGCGCACUUCCAAGAUGAUGGAGGACCGGGCAGGUACAGAAUAUCUUUGGAUUUUUAUAGAGGAUGCUGCUGCUACUUGCGCAUAUUUUUUACGCGGGAGGAAGCGCAAGGUCAUUUGAAGAUAGGCGGAUCAGAGUCGUUUGUCGCUUUAUUUUCUUGGCAUGCAGUCGUAUUCAAAUAGAAAUGGUACUUAUUUCGAUUCUUAUCGCUCGCAAGACAAUAGAUAUAGAAGAAGCGCACUCGUGCACUUGCGCCCGCCGUAGGCGACGUUUCGCACAUUGACUUUCACUUCUAUUUUCUUGGCACGCAGUUGUAUUCCAGUACAAAUAGUAUAAUAUACUACUUUCAACGCGUACAUCCAGUCAAAAAAAUAGUACACCGAUAGUCUGAACGCGUACAUCCAGUACAAAUAGUAAAAUCGAAUAAUUCGAUUCUUAUCGUAAUCGCCCGAUUUACUGUUACACUCGUGCACUUGCGCCCACCACCGUAGGCGACGUUUCGCACAUUGACUUUCACUCAUCAAAAACCCAAGGUAAAAGUAAAAUUCCGCGGGGCUCGAGGACGCUGACGCAGUCCUUCAAUGGCCUACGGGAACCGGUAUUGAGUACUUCGAGUGGGUUCCUCUCACUCAGUAUUGACCAACAUCGCUUGGCGGAACAAGCGACGUCGGCGAAAUGUAAGCCCUACGACGGCGGGUGGGGAAUGGAUGAUGAAGCGGAGUGUCCUUGCAAACAAGACGAGGUCGCGUACUACUACAAAGACAAAUGGUUUGACAAAGCCUUGAAUCAUGUUCCCCUCAUCCAUGCUGGCAGGACAAUGUACAAGUGCUUCAGCAGCUGCUCCGACCUCGGCGCCGCGAUGAAAGAUUACGAAGCCCCCCAGUGGCUCAAGCACGACAGUCGCGAUCAGGAUUGGAAACCAGUAUGUGGCCAGUCACUGGAUUUCUUGAACGAGGCGUUGACAGAUCAGGCGCAGUCACACGGCAUCACUGGAAACUCCGGGACGCAAUGCAAGUGGCAGCAAAGCGCGAGCAAUUCGGGUGAUUACGAAUGCGUGGAGACUAAUCCCUUGACCUAUGUUGUAAAAUAGUUUAAGGGGCGAGUAAAUUGCGGACGGAUGGUGUGUAUGAAUAUAAACCAAGGGGACUAGUACGUCCCUCGAAAGUCAACCGGGGCAGUUUCGGAAGACUGAGACAAUAGGUGUCAUUUUUUAGCUACUUGCAAUACACAAUUUACCACAACAUCAACCAAAUCCGUUUCUCGUCGUCUCGAUUUGCCUCAUCUGAUGCAAAGGUCUGACUCCUUCUCUUUUCCGUGACUUCCGACCGUGGUUGAUUCUCAACAAAAAUGUAAAAUGGAAAUAUGUACGAUGUACGCAUAUUGCUUCCCGAAACCGGCCCCCAUACUGGCGAUUUGACUUUUUCCAGUAAAGCUUUCCCCUAUCAAGUUUCAAAACCUUUCUUCUUUUUUUCAGCCCUAAACCCAAUCAAGUUUUUUGAGCUUUACCCUUGUUAUAGUUUCAGACCUGCCCCAACAAACAGAUCAACACCUUUCAAGCCCUCUUUUUCGCAGCCUUUUCGAUUUUUACUUUUCGCUCUGUCUCACAGAGGUCUACCUCCAAACUCUUACAGGAACAUUUCAUUCUAGCUGCCUCCCAACCUUUCCCUACUUUGGUCUAAAUCCGGCCUCGAUUCAAAUCAAUUUCACGCACAGGUGUUUGAGAUUGAGCUGACAACUGCCCAGACUGGACAGAGACGACACAAAGUCGCGCGCGGCCUGCCUCCGCGGUUUCGGAAAUGAAUCCUUUUUAAGCGCCGCUCUCGGAAGAUCAUCCCGAUCUGGAUCUGCGGCUAGGCCUAGGUUAGUAGAUGAUUGAC